Molecule: messenger RNA, 6912 nt
Organism: Podarcis lilfordi (Lilford's wall lizard)
Lineage: Eukaryota; Metazoa; Chordata; Lepidosauria; Squamata; Lacertidae
Source: the annotation of a GenBank genome assembly
AUGGCGGCGCCGGUGUCGGCAACUUUGCCGCCUCAGCUCGCGGGCAAGUUCAAGGGGUGCGUCCCGCCGCCGCCGCUUCGUUGGGGCUUUGCGAAAUGGGGCUGGGAGAGGGAGCUUGUGUCCAGGUCUCUUCCAGGGUCUUCCUCCCGCUCUUACCAAGACCCUGAGCUCCUGUGCCACGUUUGCUUUGGGCACAAGGCCGGUGUCCAAAGUCUCCUUUAUCGCGCAAGGCUUUAAUAAGAUUUUAUCUUAAAUCACUUUUCCAUGCUCCUUGACUAGCAAGAGCAUCGUAAGCGUUUUCUCUCUCAUGGCAUAAAUCCCACUGUGUUCAACAGGACUUUUGUUAUUAUAUUCCCCCCACCCCCCCGACCGGGAUUGAAAGCGGCUUGCACAAAUGACAACAAGGCGGAUGAAAUAUGAAAAGCUAAAAACUUGCAAAAAUGAUCUUUAAAAAAUAAUUAAAGUGUAAGGGAAUUAAAACAAUAGAAAAACGAAUCGUUUUAGAAUACAGAAAAUAAAAACAACUUAGAAUAUAAGAGUUGGAGGGAGCAUGGAGUGACAGUUGGGAAAUGACAGUUGGAUGAAGGGCUCUUCCAUACAGCAGUGUGCUGUGCACUCUGUGCUCCUUACCUGAAUCCUCACAGCCACAUCAAAAUGUACCAAGGUAUUUCCCUAUUUAACAUGAAUUUACGGUUUUUAUGGAAAAUCCAAUAGUUUUGGCUUUUUGUUUUUUCACUCCAGAAACUGCUAUGUGGAAGUGUCCACAUAGGACGUUAAUAGUUCUAUUCCUGACCUGAUGACUGGUAGGGAGCCAACAGUAGGUAAAGCUAAUGACCAGGGGGAACAACUAAUCCUACUUUUGUACCCAUUCACAUCACUUCCAAACUCCACAAAGAAAGCACUGAGGCUAAGGAGGAGGAAACUGACAACCAGGUCCACCCCCUGGGCUGGCUAUGUUAGAAGGCAGGAGCCAAGACGAUGAUAGGACAGUGCUCUAUUUUCCAUAAUGGGCCAACCAACCCUACUGUGAUGUGUGUUUAGGAAGCAGACUAUCUAUGCAGGGAAUGUUUCUUUAUAACUAUGUUUUUAGUUGUAUGUUUUAAUUUAUGCUGCGAGCCACUUUGGGUCCUACACAGGGAGAAAGUUGAGAUAUUAAAAAUAUUUAAAUCCUAAGAAAAGGAUACAUUACAAUACAAACACAUUUAGAUAUUAUAUAGAUAUAAUAUUUUGUUCUUCAUAGAUCCUUUGCAUACAAUACAAUUAAAGACAAGCUGCCAGUAAUCCUGACAAGAGUUAUCAAUAAUCUGGAGCAACAUAAAAAUGAAUUCUUUGAAGAACAUGGUGAAGUAAGAAAUAAGUAUAUUUGACCUUUUCUCUCUUGAUAUUUUAUUGGAAAUCUUAGGUCUUCCUGUACCUUUUGAUAAUUGUUUCAAAUGCCUAGAAAACAUCAGCUUUCAUUUGAACUUGUGAAGAGCCAUGCUAGAUCAGACCAGAGAUCUGUCUUAUCCAGCAUUAUGCUUCUCCAGCGGCAAACUAGAUACUAUGAAGGGAAUAGGCAUCUUCCACUGUCUUUCACUAUCAACUGGCUUGCAGUAGCAUAACUGUUUCUGAACAUGGAGGUUCUCUGUAGCCAUUGUUACUAUUAGAUAGUGAUAAGACUUUUCUUCCCCAUGAAUUUGCCAUUCCCAUUCAAGCCAUUUAACUUGUGGCAGUCACAUAUUAUGCACAGUGAUAUCAAUAAAAUAUGCUUUGUGUGAACAAGCAUUUUCUUUUUUCCUGAAUCUGCUGCCAUGUAUUUUCAUUGGCCUUAAGUUUUUAACUUUGAGACCAUGCUGGGGGUUCCUGUCACAAAAUGGCUACCAUGGGAGGUGUAAUAUAGCAACAUGACUGCUAUGGGAGUGGCUAUGGCAUAACACAAAAUUAAGGAUACAAUCACACUGAAACUUCCCAGGACUGCAUGCCUAAUCUGUUGAAGUUUUGCACACAAAACAAGACAGAAGCAGGAAAAGGAAAAGGACAUUUAAGGGGAGGUAGAAACAGCGUCUCUUUAAGACUGUGGAUUCCUAUUACCUAGUGCCCAAAUCACAGCUCUGACUUCACUCAUCAGCAAAAACACCUGACAGAAGCAGCCAGGUUUGCUCAUUUCACAGAAACUGCUUAUAAGCAUAUCUAUACAUUUUCCUUUAUAACUUACCGUGUCUAGGGGCACCAGUUAAAGUCUUUCAGGCACCACCAUGUCCCAUGGGUUGGCAACCCCCAUCUUAGAAAUUUGUUUCUAACUUUAAAUCACAUUUACUUGAUUAACAUCCAGUAUCACAGACAGGUUAGCAAUGCCAAUGUUCAUUCAGCUUAAUUCAAAUACUAUGUUGUUUGUCAUGUUCCCUGCUCUGAGAGCUAUGCCCUCUGGAUUUGCACUUUUGAUAGGAACUCCUGAGAAAAAGACUUUUUAUAGCUGUUCUGGUGCUUAAAGCACUUUAUUUAUCAAAUAAGAUUUGUUUUUUGUGGGGGGGAAAGUAAGUUUUAUCAACACACACAUUUGAUUGAAAAUAUUAAUUUCCUACUUUAUUUUAGAAAGGUAUUGAAGCAGAGAAGAAAGUUAUAGUCCUUCUGACCAAGUUACGAGAUGAGCUGCAGGCAGACAAGCCACUGACUGCCUUGAAUGACAGCCUCCCUGACACCACUCUGUGGAACCAGUGCUUAGAAUAUCAUCAAAAAUUAUCAGAUGGACCACCAAGCUGGUUUCAGUCUCCUUGGCUAUAUACAGAGUGUUAUAUGUAUCGUAGAAUUCAUGAGGCACUCGCUCAGAAGUAAGUACAUAGGUUUAUAUAUCAGAUAGUAAGCAGUGGCGAGCAUAACCCAUCUAUAAAACAACACAAAAAUAGUUUGCCAGCAGCAAACUGCAUAUCACUGGACAGUUGAGUUACUUUAUAUAGCAGAAAAGUACUGUGUCAACAAGAGUCUUAACAUAGGCAGCUGAAACAAAGUACCAAUGGUGCUUGCUUAAUAGUAAUAGGCAAGGAGUUCCACAACCUAGGUGCAAUCAUGCUUAAAUGCCUUCUGUCUUGUAGAAGCAACACAAACAUGGAACCCUUAGCUGCAUCUCCAACUUAAAAUAUCAGGUAUAUGGGGAAAGGUGGUUCCUCAAGUCAGCUGAUUCCAAGCUGCUUAGGUCUUUAUAUACUAACAGUAAAACUGUGAAUUUGGCCUGGUAGGCUAUAGUCAGCCAAGAUAGGUUUUUAAACAGGCUUUCCAUCAGCAGCACACAACUCUUAUCAAGUGGAGAGUGACGCCUUCAUCCCAGUGGUUCCCCUUUAUCACAUACACAGCACAAGACAACGACCUAUCCCCUCCACAAGCAUCAUAUGAAAUAUGACUAACCUGACCCAACAACCCUCACACUCACAAACAAACCAUCCUGAAACCAACUGAAUGCAACCAACCAAGCUCUGGACCCUCUCUCGCAAUGCCAAUAAAAAUUAAAUGUACAAAUAAAAGCUCUACCCAUGUGAUGCUGACAUGAUAACAUACACAAACGCUAUGCAACAGAACAAAAUACAGUUAUACCUCGGGUUACAGAUGCUUCAGGUUGCUUUUUUUUGGGUUACGGACUGCCGAAACCCAGAAGUACUGGAACGGGUUACUUCCGGGUUUCAGCAGUCGCACAUGCACAGAAGCACUAAAUUAUGCUAUGUGCAGACCCGCCGCUGUGGGCUGCGAAUGUGCAUCCCGAACGGUUUACGUUCGCAACCUGAGCAUCCACUGUAACGUUAUCGUUCCACCUCUCCCCUCUCUUUCCGCCCAACUGCAUUUCUAGAAUGACAGUGUCUCAUACACAAUGUAAAUGAACUGUGAAAAAGGCUCUAUAAAUCAGAAAUGGAGAUGCUAUAUGUACUUUCCCCCAUUUAUUUGUUUGCUUUGUAACGCAAGAAAAUCUCUUUAAAAAAAAAAAGAGGAAGUGACCACACUACUCUCUCCUUGAGGACACCUGGGACCCUUAUACACAGAACUGUGAGCUACAUUCUGAACCUAUCCUGUCAAGAGAGCUUGAACACACUGCUGCAAGCACUGUGUCCGUGGGUGUAGUCGGGGGGGGGGCAACUGCCCCCCCGAGCAAGUAAAUCAAUAAAAAUACUUAACUAACCGAGGUUCUGCCCCCCCCCCCAUAAAUCCUCGCUACACCCAUGACUGUGUCCACAUUUUCAGGCCCCAUCAGCUUACAUUGAUCCCACAGCAUCAUACUAGACAUGACAUACUACAGUCUCAGCAGAGACUGCAAAGGCUAUGGGAGAAAGUUUUUGGCAUUUAGUGAUGUCAAAGACUAAUGUAUUAUUAUGUUUCUAUCCCUUCUGUUUAGUCCACCCAUCAGUGACUAUGAUGUAUUUAAAAAAGAAAAGGAUCAUGGUUUCUUUGAAUCUCAGGAAGCUAUUAUUGUUUUAAGCACCUAUCUACAAGAGCUGUUGAAAAACAUAAAGGGCCUAGAUGAAAAAUUCCUGAAGGAAGAAUUUUUGAAGCUGCUACAGGUAAAAUUGGUAGUACUUUUUGUUUAAAUAAUUUAUCUGUUGCACAUAUUCUGUAAUGUUAAAAUCCAGUUUAAAUAUCUAGUUUCAAAUAUGACCUAAUGGAAACCAUUAGUGAUAAUAUGUUCAGAAACUAUUCAGGCCAUCAGAAUCAUUUUAAGUGAGUUCCUAUCUUAUAAACCUCAGUUACUACUGAGACCCAGAAACAAGCAUGACAAAUGACCUGGAAUAAUACAUGGAACCCCAAAUCUGUUCCAUGCACAUAGUGGAUUUAACAACUAAGGCAAAAAUAUUGUUAUGGAGAGUUUCUGGCAUUUAUUCUCAGUCAUACACAUACCUUCCUAUGAUGAUUCUUCAGAAAACAGUAUAUCAAUUAUUAUUGUUAGCUUGCUUUUUGUUUUUGUAGUUUGCCAAACUAUUAAUUCAUAGGUAUUGAUCUCUCCUUUGCCAAAACCUGAUUAGGGCAUGCUGCCAAAAAUAUUGCUACAGCUUUUACUGUGAGAGAGAAGGUUCAGAAAGUUUCUACAACAUUUAAAGGCCUCUCCAAAAUGAAAUAGGGCUACAGGAAGGCACAUAUAUUGGCCAUGUUUGAUGGGGAUGAUGGAAGUUAGAAGUCGAACAUUGGGAGGGCCACAGGUUCCCCAUCCCUUCUUAGGUAAAUCAGGAGUCUGCUUUAUACUGAGAGAUUAAUCAUAUAACCCAUCUGCAGAAAACUGCUAAAUGCAUAAGCAGAAACUAUAUUAAUUACACUUUGGCCUCAACUUUUCUGUAACAUCACUUGUUAAAGGUAAAGGGACCCCUGACCAUUAGGUCCAGUCGUGACCGACUCUGGGGUUGUGGCACUCAUCUCGAUUUAUUGGCGUACAGCUCAUCUCGGUUUAUUGGGAGCAUUGGUGUACAGCUUCCGGGUCAUGUGGCCAGCAUGACUAAGCCGCUUCUGGCGAACCAGAGCAGCACAUGGAAAUGCCAUUUACUUUUCUGCCAGAGGGGUACCUAUUCAUCUACUUGCACUCUGACGUGCUUUCGAACUGCUGGAGCAGUUGGCAGGAGCAGGGACUGAGCAACGGGAGCUCACCCCGUUGCGGGGAUUCGAACCACCGACCUUCUGAUCGGCAAGUCCUAGGCUCUGUGGUUUGCGUCCCAACAUCACUUGUUAGUAUUCAAUAAAAACCAAUUUAUUGGUUUAGUUAUGUUCUUUCACUAACAGGUGUUUCAUACAUAACACAUUAGAAGGAGGAAGGAGAACUGGAGGGUCACAUUGGCCCCCUGAGCCUGAGGUUCCCUGGCUUAGUGGAUUGGAACCUGACAGAACAGUAAGUGUGUCUUGGCAGAGAAACUGCUACUUCCUAAGCCUGUUCAAGGUCAAAAGAAGUGGAUUAAUUCUCAUUUUUCUUACAUUUCUUAUUAAAUUUUAUUAAUAUUAUACUUGCCUCUUGGGAAUUAACCCAGUGCCUUUUCACAUUGGUUUCAAUAGAAGUAAAAAGAAAUACUCCAAUUCUGACCUACUUUCUCCUGUUACAACAAGCAGAACUCUCAGUAGCCCCUCAACUGCAGUCCUCGAAGAUGCACUUGGUGUAUAGUAGAGCAAGGAUCACUUGGCAUACAGAUUAAGGUGUACUUUUUCCUUCUUUAGGUUUCUCUGUGGGGUAAUAAGUGUGACCUGUCAAUGUCAGCUGGGGCAGAUAAUUCUCAGAAGUCUGACCCAUUACUGUCUGUGGAAGAGUUAAAACCUUUUAUCUUGGUGGAUCACAUGGAAAUGCUUUGGUCACUGCUUAUAAACAAAAAGAACACGAAUAAGCAGACUACUAGACUUGACAUAGUCCUGGAUAAUGCUGGUUUUGAACUUACUGCUGACCUUAUACUGGCUGACUUCUUGUUAUCCUCCAAAUUAGCUACUGAAAUUCAUUUCCAUGGGAAAAGCAUCCCAUGGUAUGUGUCAGAUACUACAAGGCGUGACCUGAAUUGGACAAUUAAGCAAAUGCAGUCAGCUAAUCACAAGGGGAUGUCUAGGUGUGGUGUCUGCUGGGAGGGCUAUUUGAAAAAUGGCGCUUGGAUUUUUCAUGAUCACUUGUUCUGGACCUCGCCACAUGAAUAUUGUAGGAUGGCUCAAGUGGCUCCUGAUUUGUACAGUGAAUUGCAGAAGUCAAAUUUAAUUGUUUUUAAAGGUGAUUUGAACUACAGAAAGUUGAUAGCUGAUCGGAAGUGGGAAUUCACAGUGCCGUUCCAUCAAGCCUUGAACAAUUUUCACCCUGCCCCUCUCUGUAGCUUAAGAACGCUAAAAUGUGAUAUCCAGGUUGGGCUGAAACCUGGGCAAGGUGAACAGCUUACUAAUACUGAACCUGAUUGGAUGAUCAUUGGGAAAUAUGGAAUAAUUCAGUUUGAUGCUGCUUCAUGA